Molecule: messenger RNA, 1047 nt
Organism: [Candida] anglica
Lineage: Eukaryota; Fungi; Ascomycota; Pichiomycetes; Serinales; Debaryomycetaceae
Source: the annotation of a GenBank genome assembly
AUGGUUGAUAUAGCAAGUAUACCAAAUACAUCUGUGGACCGUGAUGUUGUAUAUUAUCAUGUUGUUAUCAAAUUACCAUUAAGGGCAACCACAGUAUUGAAAAGAUAUUCAGAUUUCCUGAUAUUAAUCCAGAAGCUUAGUAAAGACCUUGGGAUCAAUAUUAAAGACUUUCCAUAUCAAAUUCCCGGGAAAAGUCUGAAAUGGUUUACAUCUAAAGAUGUGAUUAUACAGGAAAGGAAGGAGGGAUUUAUCAAGUUUUUAAAUGAAAUAAUACAAGACAAAGAUCUUCAGAAUCAUCCAUUGAUACAUUCAUUCUUGGAACUCCCAGUGAAUUUUGAAUUCACUGCAUCUGUUUUCAAUAAUCCUCAGAAUGGUACAACUAGUAAAAACAUUCAUGAUUUACAAAUAUCUGAUGUGCGACAAUUGGAUACUAUCAAAUGGUUAGAGUUAUCCAGAAAGUUCAAAUUCCAUAUUCAAGACCUUAUUGAGUCAUAUGAAUCAAAAGGUGCUUCUAUACUGCUGAAAGUCAGUACUCGAGAAAAGAUUAACAAGAUAGUACGACCCAAUUUAUUGAAAUUGGAAGAGGCAUUGAACUAUAAUAUACAGAGAAAACAAAUAGACCAAUUGGAGCGUAAUAAAAGACAGAGCAUAAUGAAGGAAAUCCAUUUUGAACUAACUAGGUUGACUCAAAUGUUAGAAUCUUCUAGUACCUCUAAAAGAGACGAUUUGUUCAAUAAUAACAAUAAUAGCACAAGACGUAUCUUUGGUGGUAAUAACUUACAGAAUAAUGACACGGCACAAGAAACAAACGAUACAUUACCACUAAAUAACACAGAAUUGCUACAACAACAAGUCCAAGUGCACAAACUUCAAGAUCAAGAAUUGGAACAACUACGGAAAAUAAUUCAAAGACAAAAGCAAAUUGGAGAGGUCAUUAACAUUGAAGUUGAAGAACAAAAUGAACUUUUGGAUCAAUUCAAUGAAGAUGUAGAGAAAUCUGCUGAUAAAUUACGAAAUGCUAGAGGUAGAGCUCGUAAGAUAGGCUAA